AUGACUACUGACGCUCAGGAGUUAGCAGGAGUUGGGGCACAGGGCCCAACUCCUGCCAAGUUCUCACGAUACCGCUCCGUGAGGAAAGCAGCGUCGACCAAUGCGCAGGUAAUGGCUCCGUUGAACACCGCUAUCCCGCCAGUGCCUACCCGCCAGAGCACGCCGGCGACUGCGUCGCAAGAACAUACCGAGAUUGCAAGUGCCCAGCCUGCCAGUAUAAAAAAGAGCAUGUCGCGUUACCGUCGUCAAAAGCCUCCAACGCCCAGUUCAACUGACGCCGUUCCCCUUCCAAUGACCGCUGAACACGGCGGCCCCCGAACACAACAUGCGACAGCUGUUUACGAUGACUAUCCUUCUCGGCACCCUCACCAAUAUCCCCAACGAAUGGAGGCUACGAAGCCGCGGAGUAAGUUCACGGAUGCGGUGCGACUAGAUACACGCGGAAACGGAUUUUUUGGAGGGAAUGGCAGUGCUUCUAGCGACGCAGAGCUUGAUGAGCGGGAAAGGGAUAGACAAGCGGCCAUGGCGAAAUUGACGGGUGGCUGUGUUGAAUCGCCCGCCACUCCUUUAGCUCACCAAAGACCAGCCACACGGGGAAGAGCGGCCACGGACCGCGAAGUUAAUCAAGGGUCUAAUAAUCUGAAUCAUUAUGACAGCGCUGAAAGCCGACGCCAUUCACAUCAUGAACCGAAGCGGAAAUCAUUCAGGGACGCAAUGAAGUUUCCGCGCGCAAAGGACAAAACAAGAAACGGCUCUCCUGCUAAGGGCGGAGGCGAAUCAACUGCUCCUGGACAAUUCCCUGGGAUCGAUGCACCUGUCUCAGCAGUCAAUGCUGGUGAACGGAGAGUACUGGUGCAGUACAAAAAAGAUAACCUGAAGCUCAGUGUCAGCCCGUCAACCUCAGCCUAUGACAUAUUAGUAUCUGCCUCCGGAAGGAUAUCAGAGAUUGAUCCUCCUCGGUUCAUUCUCAUGGAAUCCUUUACUGCACAGGGUUUGGAGCGCCCUUUGCGGCAGUACGAGUGUAUUCGAGAAGUCAUGAAUUCAUGGGCGCACGAUGCGGAAAAUACUUUAAUCAUCGUCCCAGCUCCGAGUGUCCAUGCACUUGACUUUCUCGCUGCUCAGAACGUGCCGAAAGACCCGCCAAUGGAUGCCACUUUCCACAUUUACUACUCCCAAAAACCACGGAAGUGGGACAAACGCUACGUGACAAUUCGAUCAGACGGACAAAUUGUGUCGUCAAAGAAGGAGAUGGCGAAAGAGCAGACCAAUGUCUGUCAUCUCUCAGAUUUUGAUAUUUACUCGCCAAAAUCAAGCUUCCUGGCUCAAAAAGUAAAGCCGCCAAAGAAAAUUUGCUACGCUGUUAAGAGCCAGCAGAAAGCGAGUAUGUUCCUCACAACUGAGAACUUUAUUCAUUUCUUUUCGACCAAUGACAAAACAAUUGCGGAUGGCUGGUAUAAAGCUGUCCAAAAUUGGCGCAGUUGGUACCUGGUCAACAAACUAGGCGCUGGCCAGAUUGAGAACAACGCUGAACCGGCGCAAACUGAGCCAGCGCAGUUUCGGUCAAUUCAGCCACUUCUAGCAUCCAUUGACACUGCUGAGCAAGAGACAUCUACUGAGCGUCCCCAAGCGCGGCAAACGUCCUUACGAAGGGGACCAUCCCGCGAGCACGGCCCACCCCUGUCGUCCCUCCCCAAGUCACUUACAAGCACAACAGAAACAGAAACAUCCACUACACAGACACAGUCAUCAGGGGAGUCCCCAUUCUCUGCCUCGGGGCUCUUAGGCCGAACCUAUACGCUGCGCCAAAAGGCCAUGAAAGAACGAGAGGACCGCGAAAAGCGCGAGGCCGAAGUCCUCUUCCAGCAUGGGCUGAUCGGCUCCAACACCGCUACCGCUACUAGUGCACCUCGCCAGCGGUCACAGCCAGGGAGUCGAACGAACAGCAUAACCUCCGCGCAGGCCCAGUCUCAGCACACUGAUUCGGAGUCCUUGUUAAGACGAUCACAAUCUGUCAAGCAAGGAGGUCAGAAACCCAAGCCUCUCGUCGAUCUCACCCCUGUCUAUCAGGAGCCUCCACAACAUGCCCGCAAAGGAAGAGGAGUCGCUGUUGACACGGGCGGUCCUCUGAUAGACGCCGCCACGGGUCCAAGUAAUGAACUGGCAGGCGGCAUCGUGAUCCCUCCAGCAAAGACAUGGCGCCGACCAACUUUAACUGGAAAUGGCCCUGGUGUCCCGAGUCCACCGCAAGAACCACAAUCCAGCACUGAGGCGCAAGCGCGGACUCGCAACCGCUCAAACACAGCGCGCAGCCAUCGGCACGGUCAUUACAAUGCUGCAACUACAACCCCAGUUACUCCUACUUCACCACCCGACCUUGGCAGCCCCCAAGAUCAAGUGUCAGCCUUCGCCCCAAAUAGCCUUCUUGCGCGUACAGGAUUAGCAAGUACAGGAGUGCCGGUCGGGCACGGCGUGGCGACGGGAGACCGUAACGCUACGAAACCCAUGCUAGACGUCUCGCCGCAGAGUCCGUUCGCGGAAGGGAGUCUAUUGCGCGGGUUGUAG
Messenger RNA from Aspergillus nidulans FGSC A4, 2562 nucleotides. RefSeq lists its product as uncharacterized. The record is from RefSeq and is a predicted model, not a curated record. Bases 1 to 2562 code for a protein of 853 amino acids. NCBI's taxonomy places the organism in Eukaryota, Fungi, Ascomycota, Eurotiomycetes, Eurotiales, Aspergillaceae. The transcript has a single exon.